ACUCUCUAUAUCUAUGUCCUACCCAGCCAACCAAUUUUUAACAGCCAAACCCGAUGUUAUGGCGAAGAAUCAGAUUGGGUGAGCUUUGGACGGCACAGUAAUCACCUUAUAUCGCGAUGGUUGAGCCUAGACCGGCCUAUUGGUGAUGGGCGUUCUUCAUGGCGCAAAACAUAACCUUCUGGCUAUAGGGAUAAGUUGAAACUAUUGGGUGGCGUCGUGCGUGCAGCUGCCAUCUCUAAGAGCUAAGCCUAGCCGCGUUCACUCGACUGCAACCCACCUCUAUUUCCAUUCAUUCUUUAGAUUUAGUAGUGCUCAGAUCUGGAUAUUGUCAGAUACUUUGAAUUUCAUAUGAUAGGCAAACGUUAGGAAAAAGGAAAGGUCACAUCUCCUAUGGCGUUUCUCUCAGCUCGGUGCUCGAUAUCUUUUCUGCCCUUACCUCAGCCUUCCACGCCUUAAUUAUGCCCUCAACUGUGCUUUCUACUCGAGAAUACCUUGACCACGUUUUGGCGUUUCACUGCCCUAUUCGUGCUAGAAAUCAGUAGUCUAUAUCGAUCAAGAAACCGAGGAUUUCGGGUUGUGCUCGAUCCAAAGCCGAUUUGAGCCGGGCCAGGUCAACAUCAAGCAUUAUCUACUUCUUUUCCGUCAGCUAUGCGUCUCUCGUACGCUGUGUUGGCUACGUUAGCAUCCCUUGCUGCUGCGCAGACCCGAUCGUCGAAGCGCGGCUUGGUCUUUGUCCCGAACCCGAACAGCCCACAAGAUAACAAGAUAUGGGUUCAGUCGGGGUCGGAUCUGACUUGGUACUACAACUAUGAGUCGAUACCGUCGCCUGCCUUCGAUGACAUACCGCAGGACAAAUUCGAGUUCGUCCCUAUGCUGUGGGGCGCUAUCAAUGAUACGUCGUUCCUCGAUUCAGUGCGAGGUCAGAUCGAAUCUGGCCGCAAAAUCACGCAUGUGCUAGGGUUCAACGAACCGGAUAGUCAGUAUGACGGCGGUAGCAAUAUCCAACCUUCAGCAGCGGCGGAUAUGUGGGUAAAGAACAUCGCUCCCCUCGCGGACAAUGGAGUCAAGCUAGGAUUGCCGGCCUGCACGGGCGGGUGGGGAGGGAUACCGUGGUUGCAGCAAUUUCUCGGGAAUUGCUCCGAUUUGAUCAGCACCGACGACGAGAAGAAGAAUUGCACGUACGAUUUCGUUGCGAUCCAUUGGUAUGGGAAUUUCGAGGGAUUGGCGAGUCAUAUGGGCUCUUACGCCGCCGCAUUCCCGAACGUCAGCCAGUGGAUUACUGAGUACAAUCUCAACGAUCAGGACCUCGCGGCAACCCAAGCUUUCUAUAAUACGUCUUCCGAGUAUUUUGACCGCAUGGACUCCGUCGAACGUUAUAGCUUGUUCGGUUCUUUCCGGUCUGGAGAUAGUAAUGUCGGCCCUAAUGCUGUUAUGUUGAAUAAUGACGGGGAGCUCACGGAUAUUGGCUCGUGGUACUUGGGCGUCACUGCUACGGGUGUCGACCCUCAAUCAGGAUCGAGGAGAGGAUGCGCGUCCAUAGUAAGCGCAAUUGUAUUUUCGAUAGUUUUGGGAGUGUUCCUCACGUUUUAGGCGAGAUAUUUAAUGCAGGAAUAAGAUGACGGACCUCUCAUUAUAGGUAUUGGAAUUUCUUCAUAUGCCAUAACAUAAACUUACCUCCGAGUUGAAAGGCACU
Annulohypoxylon truncatum is the source of this 1693-nucleotide messenger RNA. RefSeq names its product glycoside hydrolase family 128 protein. Bases 649 to 1590 code for a protein of 313 amino acids. Gene Ontology annotation, biological process: fungal-type cell wall polysaccharide metabolic process. The transcript has a single exon. The record is from RefSeq and is a predicted model, not a curated record. NCBI's taxonomy places the organism in Eukaryota, Fungi, Ascomycota, Sordariomycetes, Xylariales, Hypoxylaceae. Gene Ontology annotation, cellular component: fungal-type cell wall.